UAAUACAGCUGGCUCACUCAACCGCUCACGCUGUCAGCUGCUGCUGUAAGCUGGUAUACCUUCUCUUCCAUUCAAUACACACCGCAUUAUAACAUUGUGCGUCAUCCAUUCUAUGUUAAAUAACAAAAGCCGCUGAUCAACUUUCACCUGUGAUUUCCGGCCCACUACCGCGCCGCUGCCGUGUGUUCAAGUUGUUUAUGGCUGUUGGGCACACAUGCACACAUUUUCUGCUAUACUUGGACGCUUGUUAAAAUAUAUUUUUGUAUGUGUUCUUCACGUUGAUGUUCCUCGCUUGGUGAGUGUUGAUUUAACACGGGUGACUUUUGUCCCGGGAAACGCCAGUUGAAGAAGAGAUAACCCGGCGAAGAUAAGGACAAGUGUUUAGCUAUCCGGCUGCGUGUGCUGUGGAUUAUUUUUGGAUCCGACGUGCUUAACCUCCCCCGUGUGUGUCUGCGAGAGCUGCAGCGAGACAGACGGAGACUGUACAUUCCAGUUGUGAACACGUCGGUAGUGGUCGUUGACCAGCCAACUGCGGGAUCAUGGGCGGGAAGAACAGUAAGACAGAGGGCGGUAAGCCGAAGUUGACCAAAUCCGAUCUGGAGUUUCUGCGCAACAACACCACCUUCGACGAGACGACGAUCCGGGAAUGGCAUGCCGGCUUUUAUCGUGAUUGUCCCGAUGGGAAAUUAUCUCCGCACAAAUUCGUGGAGGUCUAUAAAGUCUUCUUUCCCAGCGGGGAUGCGCAGGCCUUCUGCGAGCAUGUCUUCCGCACAUUCGAUCAAGAUAAGAGCGGCUUUAUCGAUUUCAAGGAAUUCCUCCUCGCAAUCAACGUAACCUCCUCGGGGACCGCGGAGCAGAAGCUCAAAUGGGCGUUUCGCAUGUACGACAUUGAUUCCAACGGGCACAUCGAUCUACCGGAAAUGACCAAAAUAAUAAAAGCUAUUCAGGAAAUGUUAGGCACGAACAGCAGCGCAUCCAUAGCGGCACACGACACCAACGGCGUCCCGUACGCGCACAGCGCUGAAGAACGCGCCAAGCAGAUCUUCAGUAAAAUGGACACCAACAGCGACGGUAUCCUGGAUGAGAAGGAAUUCGUGGAGGGCUGCCUGAAUGAUAAAUCCCUGAUGCAGAUGUUGACGUCCACCGGCAAGGCCCGGUGAAUCCAGCCCAACGCCCCCUGGUAUCCGCCGGCAGCAGCGGUUUUUCUACUGAUUCGUUAAAGAAGAUUAUUCUAUAAGCGUCAUUGUGGAAGGUGUACUCCGCGGCGUGUGUACUACGCCUACUACGUCACUUAAUGAUUCCAUUGAAGCAUCUAUGUUCUUUAUAAGGGCUUUCUGUUGGUUCUAGCAUUCGAUAAACGUCGUGCGCUGUUGAUAGUCUAUAGCGAUGGGAUAUAACAUUAUGUACGGCCGGUGUUCUUAAAAAUACGGGAUAUGAAAAUGAAGAUACGA
Molecule: messenger RNA, 1451 nt
Organism: Paramacrobiotus metropolitanus
Lineage: Eukaryota; Metazoa; Tardigrada; Eutardigrada; Parachela; Macrobiotidae
Product: neuronal calcium sensor 2-like
Exons: 5
Coding region: 540-1160 (206 amino acids)
Molecular function (GO): calcium ion binding
Source: RefSeq, a predicted model, not a curated record